Drosophila willistoni is the source of this 2226-nucleotide messenger RNA. It is a transcript of the gene Hydr1, whose product is annotated as protein ABHD1. The transcript is spliced from 6 exons. Gene Ontology annotation, molecular function: acetylesterase activity; monoacylglycerol lipase activity. NCBI's taxonomy places the organism in Eukaryota, Metazoa, Arthropoda, Insecta, Diptera, Drosophilidae. Gene Ontology annotation, biological process: medium-chain fatty acid catabolic process; medium-chain fatty acid biosynthetic process. The record is from RefSeq and is a predicted model, not a curated record. Bases 509 to 2065 code for a protein of 518 amino acids.
UUGUACUUUCCGCUUGGAUUUCUGUUUAAAUUGCUUCCCCCUCUUGAUUAAAAAUGCAUAUAAUUGGAUUUGUAUUGUCUUAAGUUACAUAACCCUUACAAACGUCAAGAAUCUAGUCCGAACUUUCCGUGACAUCAAGUCAGGAGCCAUUGGCAUAAUAAUUUUUUUAUGUAGUAAAUAUCACCAAGCUAAUACUGCUGCCACUAUUGAUUUUGUUGCUCUUACACGCGUGUGGGAGAAGGUAAUGUCGCAGUGCUGAUUAUAAUGAUGACGGAGCGAAGUCCGAACCCAAAUCAAUAGUGUUCCUUGCGUACGACUGGGUAAGAGCAGCACAGCCAGCACACAUACAUACAAAGAUUGUGGAACGCUAUUCAGAAGUGUUGAAUUGGCAGUGGACUUACGAAGGGCGCACCCGAAAUUUACUGCACGUCCAAUACUCACUAUCACUAUCAUUAGUGAUAAGCAUUAGCUUUUAGAUAAUAUAUCUUAUUGCCCACUCACCUGGGCCAUGUUAACACUAAGGAAAUGUGAUUCUAGGCUUCGGAGCUGGCGUCAUCAGUUCCACCGUUGGAGCCUGACCAAAUCGCAGCCAACAGCCCAAAUUGGGCCUGUCGGAAGCAUCGAAACCACUGAAGGUGGGUCUAGAUUCUGUAUCCAAAUUGAGCGUCAGCCGCAACUAUCCGGAGAAUUGCUCUGCAGUUCCCGUUUACGGGUUCAAAGUUCAAAAUUUGCAGUGCGGAGCCUUCACACAAGUUCUGACUCAGCCAUGUUCUAUUACAUGUAUGCAUACCUUUCAAAUUUGCCGCGGCUUCAUGUGGUCGGUCUAGCCGUUGUAGCUUACGUAGUAUAUUACCUCAUCCAAGUUGUCAAGCGUCCCAUAAUUGCUUGCUCGGAUGGACCCUUUAAGCAAUAUUUGAUUCGCAAAGUUCCCACAUUGGAAAACAAAUAUUGGCCUACAUUCUGGUGUGUAGAAAGCCGUGCCCAGACUGUUAUGGCGAGCCUGCUGCGCUCGAAUAGUCUGCCACAUGUGAACUACCGUCGCGAGAUUUUGACCUUGAAAGAUGGCGGUGAGGUUGCCCUAGAUUGGAUGGAAGAAGGCUGCUCCCCGGAUUCACCCUGUAUAAUAAUUUUGCCCGGCCUGACCGGAGAAUCGCAGGCGGAAUAUAUAAAAUGUCUCGUCUUCGCCGCCCAGCAAUCUGGUAUGCGUGUGGUGGUAUUCAAUAAUCGAGGUUUGGGUGGAAUUGAGCUGAAGACUCCACGCCUUUACUGUGCUGCCAAUUGUGAGGAUUUGUGUGAAGUAGUUCAGCAUGUGAGACGCACCGUGCCCUCUCAUUGCAAACUGGGAGCCACUGGUAUCUCCAUGGGUGGCCUGAUUCUGGGAAACUACUUGGCACGCAAAAGUGACGAGGCUCGCUCCAUUUUCUCAGCGGCCAAAAUUAUCUCGGUUCCCUGGGAUGUGCACAAGGGAAGUGCCAGCAUUGAGAAACCAGUUAUCAAUAGCCUGCUGGGUCGCCAUCUGGCUAGCAGUUUGUGCCGCACUCUACGCAAGCAUUUGGACAUCUAUCGCGAUAUAUAUCGCGAUUCGGACAUCGACAUCCAACGCAUCCUGCGCUGCCGUACCAUCAAGGAGUUCGAUGAACUGUUUACGGCGAAGCAGUUUGGAUAUGCUCAUGUCAAUGAUUACUAUUCAGACGCCACUUUACACAACAAGCUGGACAAUAUUUCGGUGCCGUUGCUGUGUCUAAGUGCUGCCGAUGAUCCCUUUCAGCCCUUGGAUGCUAUCCCAAUAAAUGCGGCCAACAAUUGUACUCAUGUGGCCAUUGUAAUCACUGCAAGAGGUGGACACAUUGGCUUCCUAGAGGGAUGGUGGCCAUCAACCAAAGAUCAAUAUAUGGGACGACUUUUUACAGAAUACUUCACAAAAGCUCUAUUCGAUACGGACGGAGAAUUUCAGCAUACGGCCAAUGAAAUGCACGAACGUUUCCUCACCAAGCAGACUCUCGCUUUGGCCUCGACGACUCCGCUAGCAUCUGAAAAUGAAGCUAAUAAGGUCAAACUAAUGUAGCUAUAGAAUUGAUAUUCCUUAAAGUCGUACACCAGAUAUAGUAAUCGGCCGUAUACGUACCAUCCUAAACUCAUGUGAUAAAAGAAAACAAUUUGAUCAAAUUAAACUAACACAAACAAGAAAAAUAUUUUUGACUCUAUGGAGUACAAUUAAUAUCCAUA